CACCGGCUCCAUAGACGAGUCUUUUUCCACUAUGGCCUUAUUGUGAGCGAGUUUAACGUCAGUUGUGUACAUACGUAACCGGCAAUCCGUCGCCAUCUACUCGUUGAACAUGGAUCCCCGGUCCAGAGGCUUUUUCCCGAGCCAUCGGGUUCAUCAGUAGUACUCUUGAAUCGCUAUAUUAGUUGGUUUUGUGCACUGUCACUUUUGCACGCUCCUGAGGCAAGUUGACUUUUUUUUUUUUUUUUUGGUAGCAUUCACUCCCAUCUGCCGAAGGAGGGUUUUUCAGAGGUUGACUUCCCCUGUUCUAAGCCAUUAUUCAUUCCUGGACAGCUGGCAAAACAUCGCCGCCCUCAUGCAGAACUACAGAAGAACGUGAAAUGAACAAACCACCACAGCCUAUAACGGGACCUACUUCUGUCCCAAAUCCUGCCCUCCCUGGACUGACACAGGCUGCCUACGGUCCAGGACAGCCUCCUUCUUUGGUGUUUGCCACCCCUUCUCCUCCACAAAUGAAUUCUGCACCACAGCCCAGACAGUUUUCUGCGGGGCCCCGUACUAUACACCAACAGGGUGGAUACAGAGCAAUGCAGGGGUACUAUCAAAACAGACCAACAAUGGCCACGGGUGCCCCACGGGUCCAGACGAGUAGUGGCCCACGACCCGUUGGACCCACCCAUGUCUACCCGCCCAGUUCACAGAUGAUGAUGAUUUCCCAGCAGCAGCUUUCUUUUGCUGGGUCCCCUCAAGGCUACUUCAUCCCUUCUGGACAGUACCGGCCUCCGUAUAUGGCACCUACUCAGCAGUAUCCUGUAACCAGUGGUACAGCAGGUUUCUAUCCAGGCACAAGCCCUGCAGAAUAUUCUGCAUAUGAGCCCUCCCUUGCUGCGAGGGAGAGGCGGGGUGGUGGAGGGAGAGGGGGUGGGCGAGAGAACGGCCGUCUCUCUCUCCACGGUACUCCUCUCGCCUCCCAGCGCUACCCCGCAGGAGCGUACUACCCUGCACAGUCACAGUACACUGCAUCUGUCCAGCCAGCACCCGUUCUAAUCAGCCCCGCCCAGCAACAGCAGCAAGCUCUGCCUCCUCAGCAACCACCGGUACAGCCACCGGGUCCACCAAAGCGGGAACGCAAACCGAUCAGAAUACGAGACCCCAACCAGGGUGGGCGUGAUAUCACAGAGGAGAUCAUGUCAGGUGGCAGGUCCUUGUCCACACCGACGCCUCCUCAGGCAUUCAUAGCGGAUGGAAGUUCUGCUCAGAUUAAUGGUGAGAUUAUACAACCUGUGGCAACAGUGACAAGAACAGAAGAAAUCAUGGAACCUCCUCCUAACACUGAAACCCCACCACCUGAGACAACAAAUCCUGAGCCUGAGAUUGAGGUCAGACAGGAAGCGGACAGCCGGAUGGUACCGACAGCCGAGUUAAGUACUGUGCCUGUACCGUCAGCACUGGUUACUGAGGUACCACCACCACUGAUAAAAGACCAGCAAUCCAAUGCUUCCCUCCAUUCACCAGCCAUGUCUAGUUCUGUUGCUACUGACGUAAGUAAGGAUGGAGACGCUAUGGACGCACGUGUUGGCUCUUCGCCAUCAUUAGCAGCGCAAGAGGUCCUUGUCAAAAAGGUGGAACCGCAGAUUGCUGCAGCUGAGAAGGCAAUUAAUAAUGAGGAACUGGAGGAUGUAACAGAACAGGAAAAGGAAGAACCGGUAGCCAUCAAUGAGUCGGUGCCUGAGGCUGAGGUCACAGCAACAAGUCUGCCCGAUGGCACGUCAGAAGAGAUGACGAGUCAGUCUGUAACAGCAGCACCAGACGUGUCCUCUGAAUCUGUUGUCCAGGCUCCACCCUGUGUGCAGGAACAUACCAGUUCUGUGGCCCAGGUUCCACCUUGCUUGGUGCCUGAACCUCGGCCUGCUGAGGCUGAAACGGUAGAGCCUCUUCUCUUAAAUGGUCUUCCUCAAGACAGUGAGGAACUGUCUGAAGAUACGGUACUUUCAGAUGCUACAGUCCUCGAAAAGGAUGAUGCCUCUCAAUCUCAGGAAUCCACACCUGGGGCUGCAAUAGCAACACCAGCUCAGGAGAAGGAGGUGGAAGAAGAGGUGAAGGAGAAAGGUGAUGAUUCUCCUCCUGUGACUGUUAUCUGCCCCACAGAGGAAACUACUAUGCAAGCUGCUAUAUCUGUGCCAAAGAAGAGUAACUUGAAGGAGCCCAACAAAAAGGAGACAAGUGGGGACAUCCUGGAUGCCUUCAAAGAGGACCAGGCUGGCAAGGCUGCUUCUGAACCUUCUACUCAGGCUGAUGUUGUUCCUGUUGCUCAGACCGUCACGUCUGCAGAUACUACAGAUGCUGCAGAUGAGAUCAAGGAGGAGAAAGAGGACAAAGGGAGUGCAGAAUCUGAAGCCACACAUGACCCCACUGAGCAGAAAGAAGAGGACAAAGAAGAGCUUUUGAAGCAGAUAAAUACAGAUGAGAAGAAACGCUACAACAGGGAUUUUCUGCUGGGCUUCCAGUUUAUUGAUGUCAGUUUGCAUAAACCAGAGGGGCUGCCUGCCAUCAGUGAUGUGGUUCUGGAUAAGGCAAACAAGACUCCACUCCGGCCUCCCGAUGCAGCGCGGCUGAUGAGUGCCGGCCCUGAUUUUACACCAUCGUUUCUGGGGAACCUCGGGAGCAGGUCAAUGGGAGCACCACGAGGCAUGCCACUUGGACCACGUCGCUCCCAGCAGGGUCAGCGGAAAGAACAAAGGAAAGUUAUUAACAGCAUGUCCCUCAACGAUGAUGUACAGCUCAGUAAGGCCGUCAAUGCUUGGAAACCCUCGGUGAAGAAGUCUGGUUGUAGAGGGGGGGAAGGAGCAGAAGAAGAGGAUCCAGAACAGGCAAAAACUCAAGAACUGUUCAAGCAGCUGCGCAGCAUUCUCAACAAGCUGACUCCUCAGAAGUUUCAGGAACUUGUGAAGCAGGUGACAGACCUGAAAAUAGAUACAGAGGAGAGGCUAAAAGGGACCAUUGACCUCAUCUUUGAGAAAGCCAUCUCCGAGCCCAAAUUCUCUGUGGCUUAUGCCGGUAUGUGCCGCUGCCUUAUAACGUUGAAAGUCCCCACCUCAGACAAACCAGCAGUUUCCGUGACCUUCCGCAAGCUCCUCCUCAACCGCUGCCAAAAGGAGUUUGAGAAAGACCAGGAUGAUGAUAAGAUCUUUGAGGAAAAGCAGAAGGAGUUGGAGGCUGCUAAAAAUGAAGAGGAGCAUGAGCGUUUGAAGGCGGAGUUGGAGGAGGCACGGGACAAAGCCCGUGCUCGUUCACUGGGUAACGUAAAGUUUAUUGGUGAGCUGUUCAAGCUGAAGAUGCUGACGGAGCCUAUCAUGCACGACUGUAUAAUGAAACUACUGAAGAAUCAUGAUGAAGAGUCUCUGGAGUGUCUCUGCCGACUGCUGUCUACCAUUGGCAAGGACUUGGACUUUCCAAAGGCCAAGCCACGUAUGGAUCAGUAUUUUCAACAAAUGGAUAAAAUAAUCAAAGAUCGAAAGACCUCAUCAAGAAUUCGUUUCAUGUUACAAGAUGCAUUGGAUCUCAGAAAGAGUAACUGGGUGCCUCGCAGAAUGGACCAGGGACCUAAAACAAUCGACCAGAUCCAUAAGGAUGCAGAGUUGGAGGAGCACAGGGAACAGAUCAAGGUGCAACAGCAGCUUUUCUCAAAGAAAGACUUGGGUGGAGGCAGGAUGUCUGGUGGCAUGGGGGGCCGUGGCCCACCCACAUCAGGAGGUGGCCGGGCCAGCCAGCCUCAGGAUGAGGGAUGGAACACGGUACCCAUUUCCAAAAAUAGACCUAUUGAUACAACUCGCCUCAGCAAAAUCACAAAGUCUGGCGUUCUGGAUUUCAACAAUCAGCUGUUGGCCCCAGGAGGCAAAGGCAUGUGGGGAAGCUGGGGUAAAGGCAGCAGUGGUGGAUCAGGUGCAAAAGCAAGUAGUGGUGAUCACGAUUCCGGUCGUCCAGCUACCAGCACGCUCAACCGUUUCUCAGCCCUGCAGCAGUCCGGGUCAUUGUCGUCUUCAACAGACUCUGAUCGCAGAGUUCCCCAGAGGUCGAGCUCCAGCCGUGAGCGUGGUGGAGAAAGAGACAGAAAUGAUUGCGACAAGGAACGUUUUGAUCGCUUAGACCGCAGUGAAGGAAGGGAAGGUCGCGACGACAGGAGCAGCCGGCACCCAAACAGCAAGCGAAGUUUCAGCCGAGAGUCACAGGAGCGCACUACAUACAGGGGAGACAGUCGGCCAUCUGUUGAGCCUGUGCGGCGAGUAGCCAGCAUGACCUAUGAUAGGGACAGAGGAAGCCGGGACAGAGGCAGCAAGGACCGGCGCAGCAGAGACAGAGGCAGCAAGGACCGGCGCAGCAGAGACAGAGGCAGCAAGGACCGGCGCAGCAGAGACAGAGGCAGCCGUGACAGACUUCCUAACAAAGAUCUCACAGCUAAACGAGAGACUGCUCCCACUCCUCCACCAUCUCUUUCCAAACCUGCUUUGAGUGAGGAAGAGGUGGAUAAGAAGUCGACCGCCAUCAUUGAAGAGUACCUGCACAUCAAUGAUAUGAAGGAAGCGUUACUGUGCGUGACCGAGCUCAACAGCACCUCGUUGCUCUACGUGUUCGUGCGAAAUGGUGUGGAGUCUACGCUCGAACGGAGCACUAUCGCACGGGAGCGCAUAGGUCUGCUGUUCCAUCAACUUGUAAAAGCAGGAACAUUGCCCGCACAGCAGUACUGCAAAGGGCUACAAGAGAUCCUAGAGGCAGCAGAAGACAUGGCAAUAGAUAUACCUCACAUCUGGCUCUAUCUGGCUGAAAUCAUCACCCCCGUCCUCCAUGAGGACGGCAUCCCUAUGGGCCAGCUGUUCAGGGAGAUCUCGAAACCUCUCGUGCCUCUGGAAAAAGCUGGAGUUCUGCUGGCACAGAUCCUCACACUGCUCUGCAAAGGAAUGACGCCUAAGAAGGUUGGUGCUGUGUGGACAGAAGCUGGGUUAAACUGGAGAGAUUAUUUACCUGAAGAUGUUGACGUCAACAAGUUUGUUACUGAGCAGAAAGUAGAGUACACAUUAGGGGAGGAGAUGGAGUCUGGGAAGAAGGAUAAGAUUUUGAGUGGUGAGGAGAUGAGCAAACAACUGGACAGACUCCUUCAGGACAAGGCCAACAACAAGCGUAUCACAGACUGGGUUGAGGCUAACUUGGAUGAACAGCAGGUUGCCUCCAACCAGUUUGUGCGCGCACUGAUGACUUCUGUGUGCCAGUCGGCCAUCAUAUGUGACAACACGUACCGGGUGGAUGCGAAUCAGAUUGCCCAGAGAGCCGGGCUUCUGCAGUUGUACCUGUGUGAUGAGCAGAGAGAGCUGCAAGCCCUUUACGCCCUCCAGGCUCUGAUGGUGCAUCUGGAACAGCCAGCGAACUUGCUGCGGAUGUUCUUUGAUGCCUUGUAUGAUGAGGAUGUUAUUAAAGAGGAAGCCUUCUACAAAUGGGAGUCCAGCAAAGACCCUGCAGAGCAAACGGGCAAAGGUGUGGCCUUGAAAUCGGUUACCGCGUUCUUCACAUGGCUCCGCGAGGCUGAGGAGGAGUCGGAUAAGGACUGAAGGACCUGAACGCUGCUGCCCCCCUGUGGCAGGGCUUAGGCUUUGCAGGCACCAGAGUGACAGACUCAAAUCAAUCCCCAGUGAGGAUGAACUUUAUUCUUAUUUUGUUCUUUUUUUUCCAGAGGGAAGGACUCAGAAAACAAUCAUUUCUCGGCUCGUCACAUCAAGUGUCCUCUCAGCUAGACUUGAAUUAUGGUUCAGCAGGAUCACUUGUUUUCCAGGUGUGAAUGUUCCAUAUCACUACGGAAACCUUUUUAAACAAACAAUAAAUAUCCAAAGGAACACGCUGCUUUUUUUCUUUUUAAGGUUCUAGAUAAUUCUGUUGCCUAACAUGUGACUCUAAGUGGGGUGUGUGUGGUGACGUGGGAAUCAUGACGCGUGUUAAACGGAUCUUAUUUGUCUCUUCCAGAGUGCACACCAUGACUGAAGUGUUUUAAUGAACAUUAACACACGAAUGGACAUCACUAACUCAUCUUAAUCUGAUGGAUGCAGUUUUUAAGAAAAAAGUUGUCUAUUUUCUUUCUAAAAUGUUGCGAAACACGGAUUCGACCUUUGGUGACUCGUUUGUCUUAAUGCUUCCUGUAAGCCAUCGUGUCCCACCCUCAGCACAGAACGAACUCCUCACCUGUACCUCAUCUUCUACUUAACUUGACCUGUUGAGGGCGCUCUCCCUUCGCUCUGAUCAGGGAGCUCCCCCCCACCCCACAGAACGCUUUAACGACCCAAUCACCAUUAAAACUUGAAAUAUACAGAAAUUGACUUGAUUGAAAUAUAUAGACGCAGAAAUGAUCCGAAAGCCUUCUCUACUUUAAGUGGAAACUUGUCAGGAACGUUCUGUAAAUAAUUUUUUUUCCAUAAAUGAUGAAUUACCGAUAUGAUAUAUUGUAGUGCUUUGUUCUGUUUUUGUUUUGGGGUUUUUUUGUUUUUGUUUUUUUUCUUCCCCCAACAGGAGCUGCAGUUCUCCAGAUGCAGAGAGGUGCUUUAGAUAAUCCAUUGAUUUAGUUUUAUUGGAAUUUUGUAAAUACAUCUUUUUUUUUUUUUUCCUUAUUUAAGAAAUUAUUGCUUCUUUUGCAUCGUAACUGGAAAGAUGAGGUUAUGGAGCAUUGCAAAUAAAGGACUUAAGCUG
This is a messenger RNA of Thalassophryne amazonica, 6723 nucleotides long. It is a transcript of the gene eif4g1a, whose product is annotated as eukaryotic translation initiation factor 4 gamma, 1a. The record is from RefSeq and is a predicted model, not a curated record. Lineage: Eukaryota; Metazoa; Chordata; Actinopteri; Batrachoidiformes; Batrachoididae. Gene Ontology annotation, cellular component: eukaryotic translation initiation factor 4F complex. Gene Ontology annotation, molecular function: translation initiation factor activity; protein binding; mRNA binding.